AUGGAAGAAACACAGAAAGGAACGCGCAUAGGGCCGCUGCCUGGGGGUCGCAGGGGCGCGUCUGGAGCUGGCGCUGGACGCGGCAGCAUGCGGGCCGCCAGACGAGUGCGAGGAGCUGCACGAUCACCUAGCAUCCCCUCGCUUCCAUCAUCCCCACCAGAAGGCUUGGUGUCGGCUGGGUCUUCUCGGACCCAGCAAGCGGCACCCGCCGCUGGUGGAGCACGUCGCAUGCGUUGGACAAAAUCCAUGAACGAAAACGCAUUGCGGGCGUACUAUAGGGCGAAAGGGGAAGAAACUGUGGGAAUAGCGUAUAGAUCUCAGAUGCAUUGCUUUUUUGCUGAGCUGGAGCCGUCUAUCCCCGUCACGGAACAAAACCUGGCAGAACCUUCGGCACAUCAUGCGCUCGAAAAUAUUUGA
Parnassius apollo (apollo) is the source of this 417-nucleotide messenger RNA. NCBI's taxonomy places the organism in Eukaryota, Metazoa, Arthropoda, Insecta, Lepidoptera, Papilionidae. The record is from the annotation of a GenBank genome assembly.